Lepisosteus oculatus (spotted gar) is the source of this 7860-nucleotide messenger RNA. It is a transcript of the gene ptpn21, whose product is annotated as protein tyrosine phosphatase non-receptor type 21. Gene Ontology annotation, biological process: protein dephosphorylation. Gene Ontology annotation, cellular component: cytoskeleton. Lineage: Eukaryota; Metazoa; Chordata; Actinopteri; Semionotiformes; Lepisosteidae. The record is from RefSeq and is a predicted model, not a curated record. Gene Ontology annotation, molecular function: protein tyrosine phosphatase activity.
ACGCCGCACGGCGCUUGUGUAGUACGCCGCCUGCAUCAACGCGCUACGACAACACUUAACUAACCCCAUAAACUCUUUCAAUUACUAAACACAGAAAGAAUACUAGUUACGCACAUUUUCAAGCUCAUUCGCAUUUGAACAAAGACGGACCUUCGUUAAAAAGGCAAAAGUAAAAUAGUUCCGUGGAUGAAUACACAGACGGUCUGUUCACCAUGGACAGGAAGUGAAGCGUGUUUUCGGAGUGACCUGUUGAUUUCCAGCAUGUUGAUUCCGACUGAGAAGGGAUUUUUUUUGUAAAUCCAAGUGUAGUAAAUGUAAUAAGUAAAUCGAGUGACAGGAAAAGAUGAAUGCAUCACAUAAUGAAGCCAGUUUGAUUGGGGUGGAUGGUAUGAGCAGACACAUAUGUUUGUGGUGCAUAAAGGCCUGAUUCUCCUGUCACCUGUUACUGGACAGUUUUUUAAAGACAGAGACAGAGAUAUUUUUGGUUAAUAAAGGGACAUUUUUGUGGAGGAGAGAGCACAAUGCCCUUACCAUUUGGAUUAAAGCUCAAGAGGACCCGAAGGUACACAGUAUCUAGCAAGAGUUGCCUCGUAACUCGUAUUCAGCUCUUGAACAGUGAAUUUGUGGAAUUUACCCUUUCUGUGGAGAGCACAGGGCAGGAGUGUUUGGAGGCAGUAGCACAACGCCUAGAGCUGCGAGAGGUGACCUAUUUUAGUCUUUGGUAUCUCAACAAGCAGAGUCAACAAAGAUGGGUAGAUUUGGAAAAACCUCUGAAGAAACAACUUGACAAAUAUGGCUUAGAGCCUACAGUUUACUUUGGGGUUGUGUUUUAUGUGCCAAGUGUGUCUCAGCUGCAACAAGAAAUAACAAGAUACCAAUAUUAUCUUCAGCUAAAGAAGGAUGUUUUGGAGGGGCGGAUCCCUUGCUCAGUAGAACAAGCUGUUCAGUUAGCUGGUUUAGCUGUUCAAGCUGAUUUUGGUGAUUUUGAUCAUUAUGAAUCCCAGGAAUUUCUACAGAAGUUUGUGUUGUUUCCAAUUGGAUGGAUUCAAGAUGAAAGAAUGCUUGAAGAGGCCACACAGAAAGUGGCCUUGCUACACCAAAAGUACAGAGGGCUUCAGCCACCAGAGGCAGAAAUGUUAUACAUGCAGGAAGUUGAGAAGAUGGAUGGGUAUGGCCAGGAAAGUUACCAUGCAAAGGAUAGCCAAGGGAAUGAUUUAGUUCUUGGGGCAUGUCUGGAUGGGAUCUUUGUGAAGCACAAAAAUGGUCGGCCUCCUAGUAUAUUUAGGUGGAAUGAUAUUACCAGCAUGACUCACAACAAAUCGUUCUUUGCACUAGAGCUGGCAAACAAGGAAGAAACCAUUCAAUUCCAGACUGAUGACAUGGAAACUUCCAAAUACGUUUGCAGGAUGUGCCUUGCGCGCCAUAAAUUUUACAAAAUUAACAAAACCAGUCUAGAGCCAUCUGAGUCAGCACCUUCUGAGGGCUCCCAGAAGUCUUUACUCACUAUUUCCUUUCCUCGCUUACCAAUGCUUUCUCGUCCUUCUCUGCUUAACAAAGGACAAACUCAGAAUGCUCCAGUUAAUCCAGUAAGAAGGAGAUCUUCAACAAGGAUGUCUCUGCCAAAACCCCAGCCUUACAUGAUGCCUCCACCUCAGGUACACUACAAUGGACACUACACCGAACCCUACACAUCGUCUCAAGACAAUCUUUACAUUAAUAAUCAGAAUGGAUAUUACUAUCACUCUCAGACAAGCUUGGAUAGGUCUCCUCAUGAGUACAAUGGCAGAAUUAGAAAUGGGAGUGUCUAUAGUGCACAUAGCACGAGCUCUCUCAAUAACCCACAGCAUUACAUGCAGCCGUCUCCCAUGUCUUCCAACCCCAGCAUAACAGGAAGUGAUGUAAUGAGGACAGACUACAUACCUUCUCACCGCCAUAGUGCUCUGAUCCCACCCUCCUAUCGGGCCACCCCCGACUACGAAACUGUCAUGAGGCAGAAGAACCGGGAGAUGAUGCAAGAAGAUCGACAGAGCCACUCAAUGAGGAACCUCAACAUUGGCAACUCGUAUGCUUACAGUCGUCCUGACCCUUUGGUAUACAGUCAGCCGGAGAUUAGGGAGCAUGCCCAGUUUAACUCUCAUAACACCAACCAAUAUCCUUUCCACCUCAAUUACAGUUUCCAUAGUCCCUCUCCUUACCUCUAUCCUGCUGAUAGGCGACCAGUGGUUGGUGCAGUGAGUGUUCCUGAGUUGACCAAUGCUCAGCUCCAGGCUCAGGAGUACCCAACUCCCAACAUCAUGAGAACACAAGUUUACCGCCCACCCCCCCCCUAUCCUUAUCCUCGGCCAGCCAACAGUACACCUGACCUCUCUCGCCACUUGUACGUCAGCAACAGCAAUCCGGAUCUCAUCACAAGGCGAGUUCAUCACUCUGUGCAGACCUUCCAAGAGGACAGCCUGCCAGUGGCACAUUCAUUGCAGGAAGUGAGUGAACCCUUGACCACUGCCAAGCAUGCACACAUGAAGAAGCGCAACAGCAUUGAAAUAGCAGGGUUGGCUUAUGGCUUUGAUAGCAUGAAAUUGAAAGAGAGGACUAUGUCAGCUUCUGCUGCUGAGACCCCACCUCCCAGGGUGACAGCUUUGGGAUCACAGGCUAACGUGUUCCUUGAAAAAAUAAAACCAGAUGACUGCAACAGUAAAGAAGACCUGCAUUAUGGACACAAGAAGUCCCUCUCAGAUGCAACCAUGCUGGUACAUAGCAGUGGAGAGGAGGAAGAGUUUGACGAUGAAAAUGGCAGGCACACACCCCAGUCCCAGGAUGCUACUGGUAGCGUUGAGCAGCAUGUAGCCUUGUUGGGUCAGUCAUCUGCUGACCCUGUCUCUUGUUACCCUUAUAAUGCUGUUCCCUCCCUGCCAGGGCCUCUUACUUAUCAACCGCACCCUCUCGUGCGGGAGCUGGAGACAGAUUGGCUGCCUAGAGAGGGAAGCCCUGUGUUCUUGGUCAUUGAUGGUAGGCCUCAGAGAAGGGAGGAAGGUGUGCUUUUGCCAUCCAUGUCAGAGUCAGACCUUAGCUGCUCUGUGAGGCAGAAGGCCAAGAGAGACUCUGCCAAAAAGAGACCUAACUCUGAUGUACCACCUGGGAAAAGAAACCCUGCGGAGGGACUCCCUCCUCUAGGAGGAAUGAAAAAAGGAAAUAAAUCUGAUAUCAAGAAAAUGGGCCCACUGAAGCUGGCAGCUCUGAAUGGACUAACGUUGUACAGGAUGACCAUACACGAUGACAGUAAGGAUGAGCCUGAAAUGGCAUCGAAUGAUGAAAGGUGCAAAAUUUUGGAGGAGAGACUAGAGAGAGGCAUGGUUUUCACAGAGUAUGAGCAGGUGCCCAAGAAGCGAGCGAAUGCAGACUGCUCUGUCGCCCAGCAGCCCGAGAGUGCUGAGAGGAAUCGCUUCCAGGAUGUGCUGCCUUAUGAUGACACCAGAGUGGAGCUUGUACCGACCAAAGAGAACAACACAGGCUACAUCAAUGCUUCUCAUAUCAAAGUGACUGUAGGAGGAAAUGAGUGGAAUUACAUAACUACACAGGGUCCACUACAAAAUACCUGUCAGGACUUCUGGCAGAUGGUAUGGGAGCAAGGAGUUGCUAUCAUAGCAAUGGUUACAGCAGAGGAGGAGGGUGGAAGAGAAAAGAGUUUCAGGUACUGGCCCCGACUUGGAUCAAGGCAUAACAGUGUGACGUAUGGAAGGUUUAAAAUCACUACACGAUUCAGGACUGAUUCAGGCUGCUAUGCCACAACAGGCCUGAAAAUUAAGCACCUGUUGACCGGCCAAGAGAGGACAGUUUGGCACCUACAGUACACUGACUGGCCAGAUCAUGGCUGCCCAGAAGAUUUCAAGGGAUUUUUAGCAUACCUGGAAGAAAUACAAUCAGUACGACGCCAUACAAACAGCACCACAGACCCUAAAAGUACUAACCCUCCUGUAUUGAUUCACUGCAGUGCUGGUGUGGGAAGAACAGGGGUUGUAAUAUUAUCAGAAAUUAUGAUUGCUUGUCUGGAACACAAUGAGAUGCUGGACGUCCCUACUGUUCUAAAUAGACUAAGAGAGCAGCGUAUGAUGAUGGUGCAGACUGUGGCACAAUAUACUUUUGUUUACAAAGUGCUCAUUCAAUUCCUAAAAAAUUCCAGACUUAUUUAGUUUUUUUGCAUCACUUUGUGAUCUGAAGAACAGUAUCUUUAGUCAACAAUACGGUUACUUUGUUGACGUGACAUGAUUGAUGUGUCUUUUUUAGAAUGCCAUUUGUUUGUCAGAGCAGUACUUUGUUUAUAUGUUUAGCAAGAUAAAAAACUUGGUGUCAAGAAAUCAUUUUUCAAGUGUCUGUGUGUUGUGUAGACACUGAGUUGCAAUGCUACUCAAAGCCACUUUAUUUUUUCUGGAAGUAUUACUGAUUGUUAGAAGGUCUCUUGCCGUCAAUGAAGGAAGUACAGUGCUCAUUGGUCAGGAAAUUUUGGAAAUGAGAAAAGAUUACAGAUCAAUGUGCCAUUAAUCAAUAACCUGGAAGCAGUAUUAUUUUCAGAUUUUGGGUUAAGGGUUUUAACAUUAAGAAUGGACUUUUUUCCAGCACUUCUGUAUAUAGACAAUGUUUUGUCAGUAGUGUGAAUAUUAAUUGCAUGACUAUCUUUAAUUUUUAUCUUUAUUUGCUUUUAAGUAGUUUUUAGCUUUGUGGAAAUCAGAGUGAACUAACAGGCUUUUGGAAUCUGUUAGAAUUAUUUUGUUGAAUGUUAGGUAUGGGAGGUGUGAAGUAAUAGUUUUUAUGUUGUUUUCAGGAAUGCCACUCAAUUGGUAGAAUACUGUCAGAAGCCAGCUCUUUGGCUAUGUGACUGAGUACUUUUCUCAGUUAAAUUAUGAACAUUCUUUGCAAUGGGAAUUUUAUAAUUGCUCCCCCCCAGUCCAGAAAGAGUAUGUCCUCUGAUUAUCACUUUUCAAAGAGUUCACUUGUAAAUUACAUUGCUCCCAAGAUUUUCAGAAAAGGGGCACAUUGGUUGAGAUGGCCCAUUGAUUAAUGGCACUAUGGAGAGGUGUUUGUACAUAGCAUAAAGUAACACAGUAUCUUUUUGGGUUGUCCUUACCAUAAGUUUUAUGAAAAUGAAAGCCAAAUACUAGCUGCAUUUUUUUAGACCUAAAUCAUCAUUAAUGGUAGAUUCAAUUCAUUAUCAUAGUAGUGAAAAACUCACUUGAAUAAAUUAAGCAUACUUUUAAUUGGUUGUAAUUUUUACAGUUCCUGUAAAAUGUUUUGAAAUGUGACUAAAAUCUAAAAACUAUGAAGAUCUUAAUAAGUGUACUUUAAAUCUGUAUUGAAGAAAUCAGUAGAGGCAAAUUUCCUAACAAGUGGAAUGUAUAAUUUAAUAAAAUGCACUUUAUGACAUAUUUCACAUAUAAUUAAAAAAUACAGAAAGACAUUUUCCCUCAAAGUUACUUUUUUAAAGUAUAAGGGGGUAAACUGUGAACUUUGUCAGUCAAUACUAUGCCUUCUGAAACAAAGAAUUUACUUUUGUAUUUGUUUUUGAAAUUGUACAAUUUUUUACAGGUAGUAUCUUAUAGAACAGUAAUUUGGAAGAUGAGUAAUUAAGAGUCUGGGGUCCAAACACCAGCUAGAUGACUUCCCAAGUGGCUACCAAAGGAAAAAAAAUACUUUUGAAUGUUAUUUAAGAUGCUGCUGUAAUUCUGGCAAAAAAACAUAAUUGAACAUCUAGAAAUCAAAAAGAAGACUUGUGUGUUUAUUUUGUGUUGUGUAUCUACAUAUUGCAGCAAUGUUAUUUAAAUGCCAGGAUUUUUUUAAUAGUAAUAUUUAGUGAUUUUAUAAAUAUAUUUAGUAUUAUUAUAGUGAAACAGCAGUAAAAGCAGAUAUUUGUUAUACCCAUUAAAAGAUACGUUUUUUUUAUUUUUGAUGUUCUGAUGUAUCAUAAGCUAUAUAAUAAUAAGCCUCAUCUUUAUUUUUAAGCCUUGAUCAUACAUGGGAUAGUUAACAUUUGCUUGUCUACUUCAUUCCUUUUUCAUAUUAACUUUCCGAGAUGUCCUUACGCCUUUGUCAGUUUACUUAGUCGAGCAGUUAAGACCUGUUUUCCAUCGAGGGUCAUUAACAUUUGUAUGGGAAAAUGGGUUUUCCCUAACUUUUAAUAACUUUUAAUAAAUGUGUCAGCUGAAAAGUGCAUUUUUUUCGAAAUUGUUAAAGAGUGACAGUUAAACUUGUCAUUUUUUUUAAUUUGAUGUUAUUUAUGCAAAAUAUGGACUGUCUGCAUUUAUGAAAAUAAUAUCCAAAGUAAUGUACAGAUUAUAUUUGCUUUUUUUCCCUGGUUUGCUAGAUAUCUAGUUUACUAGAUACCCAGUUUUGCUAUUGGUAUUUCUGGAGCAAUCUAGGUAAAGUAUCUUCUCGGAGAUCUAGUAAAGCAGCAGUGUCUGGAGUACAGAGCCUUGAGAUAUGGACGUAAAAGGAGAUUUUUUUUAAAUGUGGGGGUGGUACUAGUUAUUAGUGUUUAUCAGUAAUAGGGAUGGAGGAAUUGUAUUUAUGUACUUAAGGUGGAAGACUAGAACUUCAAAAGAGGAAAGGCAGAUUUUCUUUACAUACUGUAGCAGCUCCAGUAAAGCCUAGAGUUGUGAAUAAGCAGUCUUGUGAAUACAUCUCUUAAUCUGAUAGAAAUAUUGCUCUCUACUUUGAGAUGGUUUUGCUGACAAAUACAACUUAUUUAUUAACUCUGCAUUCAUAUCACGUUGAAACGUUUCUGCAGUAAAAUGUCUGCUGCACUUACUCGCUUGUACAUUGCUUUACAUUAGUCAUUACACUGACUAGUGAGUAGGAAUAGGUGUUUCAUAUCAAGAACUCUCUCUCUCAGGCCAGGAGUUUGCGACAACUAUGGCGACCAUACAGUACUUUUACUAAAUUAACGACAACAUGCUUAAAUCUGAAAUUUAUUUAUAACCAGUCUGAGAAUUUGGGAUUGCAGUUUCCCUUUAAAUUUGUAAGGACUAGUAAUAUCUUCUAGUAUCCUCAUUUUACUCAAUAGAGAGUAUUAGGUGACUAAGAUGAUGAAGUGUUCUGUAAAGUGUUAUUUGAAGUAUUUUACUUAUUUGACUUUGUUUCAGAAAAAAAUAUUGCAACUAUAAUUGUUGAGAAAUGCUUCGACAAUGUUCUUUAAGGCAUAUUGGUUGUUCUAGUGUUUACUAUUCAGUGCUAAGAGUAAUAUCAAUUAUAAGCAGUGAAAGUCACUUAUGCAUUGUAAUUAUGAACUUUUGAAUAGAACAAAGUGCAAGUGAACAAUUAUACUGUUUUAACAUCUAUUUGGUUAUUAGUUUUUAAUAUUUUUCAGUUUCUGUAUACCACUUUUAUUUGGGCAAAAGUUUAAGUGAUGCAUAAGAAUUUCAGUAAUACAGGUAAUCGUGUCUUAGCAAUGCACAGCACUAAAUUAAUAAUAUUAAAUGAUUACACCAUACAUAAACAUUCAGUGCAUGAAGAUGGAGUUGCACCUUUGACUUGGACUCUUCUGACUCUCAGACUGUUUUAGGUUAAACAGUAAGUCAAAAACUGAUUCCAUUGAUGAUUUCAAGUCUUACAAGGGAGCUUUACCUGUGCAAUGAUGGAAGGUGGAAUUGAAAUGUAUUUCAGUUGCCUAAAAUGAGUCACGUGACCAGUUGGCAAUCUUCCCUAAGACUCCAUCUUUUUACAGUAUUAUUAUUGUAAUUUGAUGCUUUUAUGCUACCUAAGUUAGCAAUUUGUAAAGCAAUGUAAAAAUUAUAAUGUGCAAAAAAUGUAAAGACCUGUCUGUUUCGACAAAUUUGGUUUAUUAUAACUAUGAAUAAACAUUUCCAAAAGUUU